AUGCCGCUAAUAUACGCCCUUGUGGCUCGGGGCAAUGUAGUGCUCUGUGAGCAUGCAGACAGCGAGGGGAACUUCCCCACGGUUACCCGUCUCCUGCUCUGUCGUCUGCCAACCAACAAACAACGCAUGUCGUACAUAUACGACCGGUAUGUAUUCCACUAUAUCGUGGUGGACGGCAUAACCUUUCUGACAAUGGCGGAUGACAGUGUGGGCUUCGCGCUGCCUUUCGCCUUCCUAGAGGCCUUGAAGAAUGAGUUCUUGCCGCAGUACAGGGAAGCAGCAGAAACAGGGAUUGCGCUGUCUCUACAGGGUAGCAUGGAGAGCACCCUGAAAGCCUUGCUUGAUUCGUUCAACACCCACCAGACGGUAGACGAUUUCCGGCAGAUCCGCACGCAGAUUGACGGCAUUCAUUCGGUGAUGAUUGACAGCAUUGACAAAAUUCUGCAGCGUGGCGAGCGCAUAGAUUUGCUGGUGGAUCAGUCGGAGCAACUUAACCAGGAGGCCGUGACAUUCAGACGACAGGCUCGCCGAUUAAAGGAUGCCAUGUGGUGGCGGAAUGUGAGGAUCAUUGCGCUGAUCCUUGGGAGUAUCUCGAUCCUCGGAGUUAUUUUAGGGAUGAUUUCCUGCGGCGGACUCACCUUCCCUUCCUGCCGGAGCUAA
This is a messenger RNA of Cyclospora cayetanensis, 660 nucleotides long. Its product is annotated as vesicle-associated membrane protein 7B. The coding region runs from base 1 to 660 and encodes 219 amino acids. Gene Ontology annotation, cellular component: membrane. The transcript is spliced from 8 exons. The record is from RefSeq and is a predicted model, not a curated record. Lineage: Eukaryota; Apicomplexa; Conoidasida; Eucoccidiorida; Eimeriidae. Gene Ontology annotation, biological process: vesicle-mediated transport.